AUGCGCGCCCACAGCCAGAGCAGAAACUCUUUGGAGAGGAGAUGCAUGGCAUUAAAGACGAGCUCGCAUGAAGCUCCAUUGCCGCCGUACCUUUUUUUCAGCGACGUCGAGCAGGCUGUCGACGACUUCGAAGGCGAUCUCGUCCUGACGGCUGCGCACGUCAUCUCAGACGCGCGCGACAUUCGAGUACAGCUGCUCGCGUGUCCAGGGGCCUCGCCUGAGAAGUUCGUUGCUCGGGUAGUGGCUGUUGCGCAUGAUUGCGACUUGGCCCUGCUAGAGGUUCGAGAUAGCCGCUGCUUCGAAGGAGCUGCACCCAUGGAGCUCCUGAAGCCACAAGAAGUCCUGCCUAUGCAGUCACGCGUGCAGGUCAUGGGCUUUCCAGUCGGCGGCGACUACCUGAGCAUAACUGAGGGUGUGCUCUCUCGCGUUGAGGUGGUAGACUACUCCCACAGCCGCAGAUCAUGCUUGGCCCUGACAGUGGACGCGGCAAUCAACGCAGGGAACAGUGGCGGGCCUGUAGUUGAUCCACUGACAGGUCGAAUGACCGGCGUUGCUCACCAGAAGGUGGUUGCUCACGGCGUCGAGAAUCAAGGCCACGCAGUGCCACCCUGCCGCUGGCGCUUCCUCUACGGAGCAAUGCACGGACGAACGACUGAGAUGCCUUCGUUGGGCAUUUGCCUGCAGACCCUGGAAAGCCGCGCACACCGCGAGAAGCUUCAGUUGCAGGAAGGCGAAACUGGUGUGCUGAUUAUGGCUGUGAACCAAGGGCCAACGGACCCACCAAGCGUGCUGAAGACCGGCGACGUUUUGCUGCAGGUAGGGAAAUACAAGGUGGACAACUUUGGUGCCGUCCAAAUGUUCGGACAGCGUGUUGCUUUGAGUGCUGCACAAGAUUUGUUCUACGUCGGAGAUGCUGCGAGGCUUCUGGUGAGACGUGGCGGUGAGAUGCUGGAGCUGGAGGCAAAACUGCGGCCUUCAACGCACCUUGUGCCGCGCUGCAUCUACCGCGGCCAAGUGACUGUUGAGCCGGAGUUCUUCAUUUUCGCUGGCUUGGUUUUUACGCCGCUGAACGCUGACUUUCUGGAGCAAGCCUGGCCUCAUGCGCAGGACCGGCCCGCUCACCUCAUGGACAUGUACCACAGGGGUGUCAUGACUCCAGAGAAGAGCCAAGCUAUAAUUCUACUGAAUGUCCUGGCCGAUGAUGUGAAUGCCGGCCAUGGAACUGGCUAUGUGGGCGCUCCUUUGUUGGAGAGCGUGGCUGGCCGCCAGGUCUCCGAUAUGAGAGAGCUCGUUGCCUGCCUGCUUGACGAGGCUCAGCGCCGAGAAUUCGUGGAAAUCAACUUCCGCAUGGCCGUGGGGCCCUACACCAUGGUGCUGAAGUCCGCGGAGAUACCGGAGGCAGAAGUGAGGAUCCGAGAGUUGUACCAGCUGCCCUCCCUGGCCUCACGGAAUCUUUCACCCGCGGGAGGAGUUGUAGGCUGA
This is a messenger RNA of Effrenium voratum, 1482 nucleotides long. Lineage: Eukaryota; Dinophyceae; Suessiales; Symbiodiniaceae. The record is from the annotation of a GenBank genome assembly.